AUGCCUGACACCGAUUUUUUCCAUACGAAUAAUAAAAAUUAUUCUUUUGAUUUUGAAGAUUUCAUUAAAACAGAAAUAGGUUUAGAUCAAAUUUGUCAAGAUUUUUUACGAGGAACAUGUACGAAAGGCAUGAAAUGUGAAUUCAAGCAUACUACAAAUUUUCGAGAAAAAGCCGUAGUAUGCAAACAUUGGUUACGUGGACUUUGUAAAAAAGGGGACCAAUGUGAAUUUUUGCAUGAAUUUAAUAUGAGAAAAAUGCCCGAGUGUUGGUUUUAUUCUAGAUAUGGUGAAUGUAGUAAUGAAGAUUGUAUGUACUUACAUAUCGAUCCGGAAAGUAAGAUAAAAGAAUGUGCUUGGUACGCGAGAGGAUUCUGUAAACACGGACCACAUUGCAGACAUAAACAUGUACGAAAAGUUGUGUGUCAAUUGUACUUGAGUGGGUUCUGUCCAAAAGGAUCAGAUUGUCCCAACGGACACCCAAAGUAUGAAUUGCCCACAGUACAACGAGAUCAUGAUGGACUUGAAGAUGAAGGAAUUCAAAGGCAUUUAAUGGAAAAUGAAGAAUGUGGAGACAAAGGACAUUUUGCAAAUAGGUGUCCAAGAGGACAAGGAAAUCGUUAUUAG
Messenger RNA from Funneliformis geosporum, 624 nucleotides. Lineage: Eukaryota; Fungi; Glomeromycota; Glomeromycetes; Glomerales; Glomeraceae. The record is from the annotation of a GenBank genome assembly.